Molecule: messenger RNA, 8125 nt
Organism: Spirodela intermedia
Lineage: Eukaryota; Viridiplantae; Streptophyta; Magnoliopsida; Alismatales; Araceae
Source: the annotation of a GenBank genome assembly
AUGUCGCUCCGCGUUCUGAAUCCGCAGGCGGAGGUGCUGAACAAAUCGGCGGCGCUCCACAUGAACAUCAACGCCGCCAAGGGGCUGCAGGAUGUGCUCAAGAGCAACCUUGGCCCCAAGGGCACCAUUAAGAUGCUCGUGGGGGGGGCUGGGGACAUCAAGCUCACCAAGGAUGGCAAUACUCUCCUCAAGGAGAUGGUGACUCCUGCUCCCAUUCUCUUGCAUUUUCCAUUUCUGAAGUUGCGAGUUGAAAUUAGAGUCAUGGAUCAGUGCCGAUCUCCCUCUCUAAUGGUGCAUCCCGUUUCCUCAGCAAAUCCAAAACCCUACUGCAAUCAUGAUCGCGCGGACGGCCGUUGCCCAAGAUGAUACCAGCGGGGAUGGCACAACAUCCACCGUGCUUUUCAUUGGGGAACUCAUGAAGCAGUCAGAACGCUACAUCGACGAAGGUCUGUGACUGGGAUCCUACCCAUUCUCUCCAUUUCUCGUAUUCAGCAUCACGGAAUGAGCCGUGUGCUUUGUGUGCCGCCGUAUGAAAUAUUAUAAAACCUUGGAGGUGGUGUGUUUCUAAUUUUCACUGUCGAUAGUCCCUUGGAGUGUCUUAGAGCUCUCACUUUCGAUUUCGUUGGAGUUCUGACCUUUUAUUUAAAACCCAAAAAAUGUUAUUGCUUAGACAUUAUUGAUUAGGUGAUGGUGGGCAUAUUGUAAAUGUUGAGAAGAACGACUUCUCAUCGACAUAUAACUAGAUUACCUAACAUUUCAUCUCUGAAUCACGUUGUCCUGAUUUCUUGAGCCUAAACUUCUGGUUUUCACUGGGAAGGUGAAAAUCAGACAAUAUUGAGGGUGGCCAGUUUAGAUUGCCUUGAUAUACUGCCCAUAAAUGGGAAGGCAGAGGAGAUAUACCAGUGCCCUUCACCUGGAGAUAAAUAUGGUUUAAGAACUAUUAUUGUGUCAGAUAGAGGAUAUAUUAAAUAUAACCCUUUAUAAACCUAGUCAACCUGAAAAUGUUUACUUUUCUUUACAGAAAAAAAAAAACUUUAGAAUGAUGUUUCUUUUUGUGACGUAAUAGUAACUUACUGUAGAAGUUUUCUUAUUCUUGGAUUCUUUUCCGUGAUAUCUCCUAAAUUUUAGAUCAUAAAUUGACGCUAUUUAUUUCUUCAUAUUGUAUAUUGAUGUAAACUAUGUAGGAAUGCAUCCACGUGUAUUGGUUGAUGGUUUUGAAAUUGCCAAAAGAGCAACCCUUGAGUUUCUUGAGAAGUUCAAGACUCCUGUUGUAAUGGGUGAUGUGCCUGAUAAGGAGACAUUGAAAAUGGUUGCAAGAACUACCCUCAGGACAAAGGUACUACUUGUUAUUCUCUUCUUCUAUCCGUAGUCUCUUCAAUUUUUGGAAUAAUAGAGUCACAUUUUUUUCGCUCCAUUAUAUCUUUUUUAUUUUUUUAUUUUUUUUAUCUUUCUUCUUCACAGUUACGUGAAACGUUGGCAGAUCAGUUGACUGAUAUAGUUGUCAAUGGAGUAAGUUACUUUGGACCUUGCAUUGUGUUUUAUUCUUUCACAUUGAAUAGAAAAAAAAUGGUUGUUUACCAGUUGCUGGCUACUACAUUUGAUUACCUUAUGCACUUGCUGACUAAGUAUCUGAUGUUUAUUUUUAUGUGCUUUUUAUGUUGGCUAUAGCUUUUUUUUCCCUAAAUUGCACAAGUGGGAGAUACAUGAUCAUUUUUUAUUGCACCCAAGAUCGUGAGUUAUCGGAUAUUAUUUUUUUAUGGUUUCAAGUAACCCUUGUUUCUCCAGGUCCUGAAAAAAAUUAUACCAUGAAAGUUGAUCUUUUUUAUUAUUUCUCAAAAAAGUUUGAUCUUCUAGAGGAAGCAAGUUAAUGUGUGCUUGCUUCCACUUUCAAAGAUAAAAGAAUUUAGAAACUAUGUGUGAUUCAUUAGAACUUGCGUUCCCCUUUUUGAAGAUGUCAACAUGGUUGCAUGGGACUUAGUUAUUUGUUUGCAGAUCUAUUUGGACUUAUAUCCCCCCCUAUGAAGUUAUCAAAAUGGUUCUUUGUGCUUAGGUUUUCUGGCUUCUCAGAUAUUCAAGUUAUAGUCAGGGCAUCAUUGUAAUUUUUUUGUGUUUUUUUUGCGUCUUGAUUUGCUGAUGCCUGGAAGCACCGUUCAUCUUGAUUAUGAUUUGUGUAUUUUUUUUAUAUUUCGUUUUCAAAGAAUUUGUUCACAUCAUAGCUCAUAUAUCUUUACUUUUGUCUGUAAAGUGGUUUUUUCUUAUACCGCGAUCAAUUGGUAGAAUAGUGGUUCAUCCAUACGGUGGUACAAACUUUUAUUUUUUCUAUGCUUGCGCUUCCUAAUAUCUCAAAUGUUAUUGGACGUGGUAGGUCCUCUGUAUUUGCAAGCCAGAAGAGCCUAUUGAUCUUUUCAUGGUGGAGAUCAUGCACAUGCGUCAUAAAUUUGAUGUUGACACACGUUUGGUAAGUUUGCAAUUUGUCAUUCUUUUGCGAACUUAAGAAUGCUGAGCCUUUUUUGUACCCUAUUGUUGGUUUUCUAUAAAUGUUGCGUUUUUUAGACAACAGUUACCUUGGUACAUAAUUUAUAACAGUAGGAAAUAUGGUUUCUUCCUUUAGGUGGAGGGACUUGUCCUUGAUCAUGGAUCUAGGCACCCUGAUAUGAAAAGAAGAGCGGAGAACUGCCAUAUCUUGACAUGCAAUGUAUCCUUGGAGUAUGAGAAGAGGUAUUCCAAUCUUUCCUUUUUGUUUGAUUUAAGUUUGUUCUCUCGUGCCUUAAUAAUUGCCGAAAGCUAGUUACCUGGGGUUCAGUGAAAAUGUCAGCUCCUUCCACGUGGUUUGGCUAACAUUUUCUCUGUCAGUGAAAUAAAUGCAGGAUUCUUCUACUCGAACGCGGAGCAAAGGGAAAAGAUGGUUGCUGCAGAGCGGCGUCAAGUUGAUGAACGAGUUAGAAAAAUUAUUGAAUUGAAGGAUAAGGUAAAUACCCAUGAAGACCUCAUCUUUUUUUUGAAUAUGAAUGUUCGUGCAGAUUUCAAAAUAUGAUGUUUAAAUGUGAAUGUGUCAGGUUUGUGGGGGCACUGACAACAACUUUGUCGUGAUUAAUCAAAAAGGGAUUGAUCCUCCAUCACUGGACCUUCUUGCUAGGGCUGGGGUCAGUUUUUGUCCCAUGAUUCUGAUUUAUGUUUUGUUCCUCUUGUAUAUUCAGGCAUGCAUGACUACUGUUUUUUUGAGUGUUUUGGUUUCUUCGAUAAAUUGAAUUUCUAUCAGUCUAUGAGUCUCAGAAGAUUAGUAAACAGGGGUUUAUUGAAAUUUUCAAAUUGAGUGACGAUUCCUUGAAAAUGUGUCAUAAAAGAUUCCUGCAUCUUUGUGAAAGCCUUGGGUGAGUUUGAUUAGCUUACAGUGUCCCAUCCGAAUUUCUUUCCUUUGCAGUGCAUUAAUUUAAUAAACUCAUCUAUAUCAGUUAGUGAGAAGCUACGCCAAUCAUAGAUGCAGGUAGUUUUGGUAUUUUAUGGUCAGAAAAACAUGGUCCUUGUAGGUUUGUAUUUUCCAAUGAUCGUUGAGUACUGGAGGGGAGCGUGAAAAUGAUACAAAAUAUUGUAUGCUCUUUUCAAGAUGGUAGUAUCAGAAAAUCACUAAAUAACAGGACCUUUGCACCAGUAUGUGAACUGUGAACUCUCGUCGUUGAUAUCCAGCACCAACGUGGAGUUGAACAAAAUCAAAAGAAAAACCAAGCCCAUUUUCCAGUUCACCUUAGUCUCACAUACUCUUUUUAUGCCUUGUGUCUCAAACUCUUUUUAUGUCAGGAAUUAAUUUAGUACUCCCUCUGUUAAAAAUGCAUACAUUUCUCUAUGUCCGCAUAGACUUGAUGGUUCAUGUAGAAUAAGCUACCAAAAUAUUGCUGUCCACUGUUUUUGGUGAUGUUUCUACUUUAGUCAAAGCUUAUCAGUGGGACUUGGGUAUUGUCACUCCACGCCCAGGUUAAAGUAUGCUUGCUAAAAAAUUAUCCGAGAGAAGUAUGACUCGGGGAACAAGUUUUCCGAAGCUUUUCUUCAUCCACAUAGACUGCUCGUAUGAAAUAGAGUUGGAAGUUUCGCGCAUGAAUUUCUCCGAAGAAAUAAAUUUACUCUCAGAGAAGAAGGGGGUUUUUAGAUGUAAAAUUUGGUUUCUUGUGUCUUUAUGUGUGAUAACAUGAUUGACUUGAUGAUCUCUAUUGCCAUGUAUCUGGCUCUGGGAUUACAAUGCUCCAAAAGUUAUCGUCAGCUCUAAAAAUCCUCCCUAUGCGGAAAGAACUAUCAAUAUGUUGGAGGGUGAAACCCAUUGGCACAGAGCCCUCAGAAAUCCAGGAAUCACUUAUUCACUAUGCAAUGUUGUUGGUUUUUCUUUUGCCCUUGGAAGAAUAUAGAGGAAAACUCUAUCAACUGAGCAUUACACUUCAAAGGAUACGAUUUUUCCUCUUGUUCUAGAAAACUUUUUGGUUAGCCCGGCAAAGAAGAGAAAAAAUUCAAACAAAAUGGGAUAGUGGCCUGCUUUUGUAGUGGAAUUUAUUAUUUCUAGUCUCUGUCAUUUACUAGAUUUUGGAAUUUUCCUUGACAAAAGAAAGUUUUCAAGGCCCCAGAAAGAAAAGAUGGAACAAAGUUACGUUUUUGGGCUGGUUCCUUUUUUAUUUUCAUUUCAUAUCCACUUUGCUCAUGUUUUUUUUAUAGUGAUCUUUUGCCAUAGUUAAAUGGAAACAGUGAGUAAAAAGCACACUGUACCUAAAAGAAGACAAAAAGUACAGGGAACGAAAACAGUAACCUAAAUUAUACAGUGAUGGAAAAAUAAAUAAUGUCCUCCUUUACAGUAGAGUAAAAGAAGUGAAAUAAGCCUUUAUCUUCAUUGAUCCUGACCAGUUUUAUGCGAUGUGGGUGCGUUGAUCUUACCUUGUAUUUUUCAAAAGUUUGUCGCAGUUUCAUUUUAUUUCUUUCCCUCUAGAUGACUGAUGCUAUAGCGAGGUAGAGUAUCCUCCUGCAAUGGAAUUCAGCGGGUUACAAGGCAUAAAAUGUCAAUUUUGCGGCAAUUUACUCAUAUCUUAAAUUUUCUCUACUUUGCCAUAAAUUAUGUUGUGACUAAUUUAUGGCUCCACAAGUCACAACGAGAUGGCCAAUGCUCUUGUUUCUUUGAACAACAAACAACACUUUUUUUAUAUUAGGCUUAGUAUUUAAUUUUCAGUUCUAUCAGUUCACUCGUUGGCUGCUGCCUAUUGUUCACGUUCCAAAGUUAGUUUAGUUUUUUUAGGGAAGCUUAUUCUCCCAAACGGUCCUCCUUAACGAGACUACAUCCUCCACCAAGAUUUUUUAUGCAUUCAUUCUCCAUUUUCUACUGCCCUCUUGACCUCACUUGUCUGUGGGUUGAAGAAAUGGAAAAAAGACCAACAUAUUCAGCGAGUUCACCCUCUAAUAAGUUCCUUUUAAGUUUGAGAUCGCAAUUAUCGUUGGUCUGUUUGUAGGUAGAUGUUUUGUUGUCUUCAGAUACGUCAGAAUUGCAUAAACAAAAGCAGGAACAUUUUCAUGUAGCCACGUGCCCUCCAGGCCUCGGUAGUAUCCAUCUGGAAAUCAACUAAUAUUUCGGAGCUUUUUCGUUAGAUGAAAAUUCUCCUUUUAUGGUUUUUGAUUGUUGGCGUCUCAGCACAGUUGAAAAAGUACUCACUAUGAUUUAAUUUUCCGUUGACUCAUUACAUAUUAUUAGAGUCAAAGCUCAGACAGGACCGAAACUAAUACUGCAUUUUAGAUGGGAGUUCCUGUUGUAUCAUAGCAUAUAUGGAAAUAUUAAUAUUAGGUUCUUGCCGACGAUUGUCAGAACGUCUGGCAUUGAUUUUUAUUUUUUUAAUUAUUGUCACGUGACUUGAACGAGGAUGCUAGAAAGAAGCAUUAAGCCUUGGUAAACAUGAAAGUAGCCCUGUGCAGGGUUCAUUUCAGCACCUAUUCUGACUUUGUUGGAGUGCAAAAUAUUUGGCUACAAAGAUAAAAGUAGAAAAACGGAAGCUAAGGACAAACUGGAUUGUUUACGUUUCUGAGAAAUCCUACCUGGGAAGUGAAGUUCAUUUACCAUUUAAUGUUUCUUCCAAAGUCAACCCUUUAAUUUUUAUGUUCCUUUUUUGUAGAUCGUUGCUUUGCGCAGAGCAAAAAGGAGGAAUAUGGAGCGGCUGGUGUUGGCUUGUGGGGGAGAUGCUGUUAAUUCUGUGGACGACUUGACCUCAGACUGUCUUGGUUGGGCUGGGCUUGUUUAUGAGCAUGUUCUUGGGGAAGAAAAAUAUACAUUUGUUGAGAAUGUGAAGAACCCUCAUUCUUGUACAAUUUUGAUAAAAGGUCCAUUCAUUUCCUUGUAUUUCUCAUGCUUUUGCUUUCUACUGUGAUCAGCUGGGCUGCUUUAACUCUUGGAAUCAUCAUGACUGAUUUGGGUUAAUUACAGGGCCUAAUGAUCACAGCAUCGCGCAAAUUAAAGAUGCUGUUCGAGAUGGUCUUAGAUCUGUUAAGAACACGAUUGAAGAUGAGGCAGUUGUGCUGGUGAGGAUGUUGGCAGUGUUCUUUUCUUAUGUUAUCAUAAUUUCUUUCAUUUGUGAACCAGAAAACCUUAAUUUCUUAUUGUUUUUGUCUGAUAUGGGUAAUAUACUAAAGUUUCUCCUGUACCCACAUGGUAUAUAUAUAUAUAUAUAUAUUAAAAGAAAUUAAACUGAAUGUAUUAUUUUUCCUGCAAUUGGAUGGACACUUGAUUAGGUCACUGCUGCUACACUCUCUUAUUUAAUAAUCGUUUUUUAGAUCACGAUGCAUUUAUUUUAUUUAUUUUUAUACGGAAACAAGCUUGAACAAGUGCAGAUCGAUUUCCAAAACCCUUUGAAUAUGGCUGGUUUCACUAAUGUUUUCUUUUUCAAGUCCGCUAGUUGUGGCCAUCCUUAUUGAUAAUAGUCUUAAAGCUUAUAAAAGAUACUACUUAUGGCAAAAUAUUACGUACUACCAUUAAGGCUAAACAUCGAUCAGAUGGAUAAUAUUUCUCUGUUGGUGUGCUGCCUACCCAAUAAAGAAAAUUCUUUUAUGUCGUUAUAAAUAUAUAUAUAUAUAUAUAUAUAUACUGACGAUAUAUGUGUGAUCAAUUCUGAGCAUGAUGGUAAACUGUCUGUAAUUUAUCUGAAUAUGCUGAAUAUGGAAUUCCUGAUUCUUUGGCUUCGGUUUAUUUUUUUCUCUUGGUGAAAUCUUCGUCAUAGAACUAAUGCUGUUCUGAUCAAACUCAGGGCGCCGGGGCUUUUGAGGUCGCCGCCAGACAGCAUCUGAUCAAUAAUGUGAAGAAAACUGUGAAGGGGGUAAGUGUCCUCUUCUCUCUCUCUCUCUCUCUCUCUCUCUCUCUCUCUCUCUCUCUCUCUCUCUCUCUCUCUCUCUCUCUCUCUCUAUCUAUAAAGAAAGAGAAGAAGGAUCAUCCUAUGCCCGCUAGCUCUACUGUCGCAUCUUGUCAUAACGAUCAAUCUGUCUCUUCUCAACAGCGUGCACAGCUCGGCGUGGAGGCCUUUGCCGACGCCCUCCUGGUCAUACCCAAGACACUCUCUGAGAACUCCGGCCUCGACACCCAGGACGUCAUCAUUGCUCUCACAGUAGGCAUCUCUGUCUCUCUCUCUCUAUCUCUAUCAAUCUAUCUCUCACUCUCUCUCCCUCUCUAUCUCUCUCUCUCUCUCUCUCUCUCUCUCUCUCUCUCUCUCUCUCUCUCUCUCUCUCUCUCUCUCUCUCUCUCUAGCUUGCCCGAAUUCCAACUGGGCGGCAUCAUUGAAACUGGAGGUUUUCAGCUGAGAUUCAUGGAUCAUCUCAUCUCAUCUCAUCUCAUUCAGGGGGAGCACGAUCGAGGGAAUGUUGUGGGCCUGAACCAUCACACUGGAGAGCCGAUGGAUCCCCAGAUGGAGGGAAUCUUCGACAACUACUCCGUCAAGCGGCAGAUUAUAAACUCUGGGUAAAUCUCACCUCCAUUGUCCCCCCCAAUCGCCGGCAAGUGGUGAGAUUUUCCUUGGUGUUGACCCCAUUUUGUUGGAACUCUUGCAGGCCCGUCAUUGCCUCGCAGCUGCUUCUAGUGGAUGAGGUCAUCCGGGCCGGCCGGAACAUGCGGAAGCCGAACUGA